This is a messenger RNA of Mus caroli (Ryukyu mouse), 4674 nucleotides long. It is a transcript of the gene Ece1, whose product is annotated as endothelin converting enzyme 1. Gene Ontology annotation, cellular component: plasma membrane. Gene Ontology annotation, molecular function: metalloendopeptidase activity. The record is from RefSeq and is a predicted model, not a curated record. Lineage: Eukaryota; Metazoa; Chordata; Mammalia; Rodentia; Muridae. Gene Ontology annotation, biological process: peptide hormone processing.
GGCGCGUGGAGACAGGAGCUCGAGGGGACCCAACCCAGACUGGGCGUCGCGGGGUGCAGCAUGCGGACCGUGUGGUCUCCGCUGGCCGCCGCGCUGGCCGCUCUGGGGAUGUCAACCUACAAGCGGGCCACGCUGGACGAAGAGGAUCUGGUGGACUCACUCUCCGAGGGCGAUGUGUACCCCAAUGGCCUACAGGUGAACUUCCGCAGCUCCCGGAGCGGCCAGAGGUGCUGGGCAGCUCGGACCUCGGUGGAGAAGCGGCUGGUGGUGCUGGUGGCGCUUCUGGCAGCAGGGUUGGUGGCCUGCCUGGCAGCCCUGGGUAUCCAGUACCGGACAAGAACGCCUCCGGUAUGUCUGACGGAGGCCUGUGUCUCAGUGACCAGCUCCAUCCUAAACUCCAUGGACCCCACAGUAGACCCGUGCCAGGACUUCUUCAGCUACGCCUGCGGGGGCUGGAUCAAGGCCAACCCCGUGCCCGACGGCCACUCACGCUGGGGAACCUUCAGCAACCUCUGGGAACAUAACCAAGCUGUCAUCAAGCAACUUCUGGAAAAUGCCACGGCCAGCGUGAGCGAGGCAGAGAGAAAAGCCCAAGUGUACUACCGUGCGUGCAUGAACGAAACUAGGAUCGAGGAGCUUCGGGCCAAGCCCCUGAUGGAGCUGAUUGAGAAGCUCGGAGGCUGGAAUAUCACAGGACCCUGGGCCAAGGACAACUUCCAGGACACACUGCAGGUGGUCACAGCUCACUACCGCACCUCACCCUUCUUCUCUGUCUAUGUCAGCGCGGACUCCAAGAAUUCCAACAGCAAUGUGAUCCAGGUGGACCAGUCCGGCCUUGGCUUGCCCUCCAGAGACUAUUACCUGAACAAGACAGAGAAUGAAAAGGUCCUGACUGGAUACCUGAACUACAUGGUCCAGCUGGGGAAGCUACUGGGCGGUGGGGACGAGGACACCAUCCGGCCGCAGAUGCAGCAGAUCCUGGAUUUUGAGACGGCGCUGGCCAACAUCACCAUCCCCCAGGAGAAGCGCAGGGAUGAGGAACUCAUCUACCACAAAGUCACGGCUGCCGAGCUGCAGACCUUGGCACCCGCCAUCAACUGGCUACCCUUUUUGAACACCAUCUUUUACCCAGUGGAGAUCAAUGAGUCUGAGCCAAUCGUGGUCUACGACAAGGAAUACUUGAGACAAGUCUCCACCCUCAUCAACAACACCGACAAAUGUCUGCUCAACAACUACAUGAUGUGGAACCUGGUACGCAAAACAAGCUCUUUCCUGGACCAGCGCUUUCAGGACGCCGACGAGAAGUUCAUGGAGGUUAUGUAUGGGACGAAGAAGACCUGUAUUCCCCGCUGGAAGUUUUGUGUGAGUGACACGGAAAACAAUCUGGGCUUUGCCCUGGGACCCAUGUUUGUGAAAGCAACCUUUGCAGAGGACAGUAAGAACAUAGCCAGCGAGAUCAUCAUGGAGAUUAAGAAGGCGUUUGAGGAGAGUCUGAGCACUCUGAAAUGGAUGGAUGAAGAGACUCGGAGAUCAGCCAAGGAGAAGGCGGAUGCUAUCUAUAACAUGAUAGGCUACCCCAACUUCAUCAUGGACCCCAAGGAGCUGGACAAAGUCUUCAAUGACUACACGGCAGUUCCUGAUCUCUACUUUGAGAACGCCAUGCGCUUUUUCAACUUCUCGUGGAGGGUCACAGCUGACCAGCUCAGAAAAGCUCCCAACAGAGAUCAGUGGAGUAUGACGCCGCCCAUGGUGAACGCUUACUACUCGCCCACCAAGAACGAGAUUGUGUUUCCAGCUGGAAUACUGCAGGCACCGUUUUAUACCCGUUCUUCACCCAACGCCUUGAACUUCGGUGGCAUUGGUGUCGUUGUGGGCCACGAGCUGACUCAUGCUUUCGAUGAUCAAGGUCGGGAGUACGACAAGGAUGGGAACCUUCGACCCUGGUGGAAGAACUCGUCCGUGGAGGCGUUCAAGCAGCAGACGGAGUGCAUGGUGCAGCAAUACAGCAACUACAGCGUGAACGGGGAGCCCGUGAACGGUCGACACACCCUCGGGGAGAACAUUGCCGACAACGGGGGACUCAAGGCGGCCUACCGGGCGUACCAGAACUGGGUAAAGAAGAACGGAGCUGAGCAGACGCUGCCCACCCUGGGUCUCACCAGCGACCAGCUCUUCUUCCUGGGAUUUGCACAGGUCUGGUGCUCUGUCCGCACACCUGAGAGCUCCCACGAAGGCCUCAUCACCGAUCCGCACAGCCCCUCUCGCUUCCGGGUCAUCGGCUCGCUCUCCAACUCCAAGGAGUUCUCAGAACACUUUCGCUGCCCACCUGGCUCUCCCAUGAACCCUCAUCACAAGUGCGAAGUCUGGUAAGGGCUGAAGCGCAAAGAGCACAGACAGAAAAAGGGAAGGAGCUGCAGUCGGCUCCCAGCGGAGCCAUGCUGCCACCCUCCUCCCAGUCCCUCGGCCUAGGGCCCCUUCCCCACCCUGGAGAGUAUGCAGCCAUCCUAAGCCUAAGAUGGAUGGAGCCUCACCACUCGAAGCCAAGAUUUGACCCCCUGUGAAGCUCCGGCAUCCUGGACACCGGUGCGUGAUGCUAGGCGGGCCUUUGGGUGUGUCAAGCUGGUGGCUUGCCAGCCCUGGGCCUCACACUGACAAUGGCAAUGGGACAUGGCCCCCUGCCCACAUCCAAUGCCAGAUACACCACAAUACCACUGUGUCAAAUGCUUUAAAGAUAUAUUUUUGGGGAGACUAUUUUUUAAGCAUUAUGGAAUACACUGGAAAUCUUCAGGGAAAAUGCAUUUUAAACACUUUUUUUAAAAAAGAAAAGAAAAGAUUAGUAUAUUUAUUAUGUUCUCUUUUUUUCUAAACAACCUGUGGACAAAGGAAACCCCACUAACUUACCCCCAGGGGACCUCAGGCUGCUGAGAAGGCCGCCAGUUUGAGCGAGCACUACUUUAGCCCAUUGCUGGUGAAAUUACUUCUACAGUCACCCGUGCAAUCAAGAGAUGUAGGGGCUCAGGCAGAGGGGGUGACCAGCUGAAGGGCCGGCCUGGUUUAUGGGCGUGACCUUCUCAGCUUACCUGUCCUGUCUCUGGAGUCCAACCAUGGGAACCCCAACAAGGAUGGGCUGAUACCCAAGUUGAUAGUUGUGGCAGCACAAAGGCAGAGUAAUGGCCUCCAUACAAUGUGGCACCCCAACACUCUAGACUAGAACAUAGGAGCCCGUUGGAGCUGAGAACCCACACCCCAUCAGAUGCACCCUGUUGUCCAAAGAUGUCUUUUUUUUUUUUUUUCGGUUCCACCUCUUCUGGCCUUGGGACCCGUUGCCUCUCUGUAGCAAUUCUGACAUCCUGAAGUGGUCAGCUUCACUGACCCUCUGUGCCGAGGGAAAGGGAAAAAAAAAAAAACAACCCAGCCCCGUUCUCCCUCCAAGCUCUGUAGCCCGUAGUUGCCCUGGCCUGGCUCCUGGGACCCCCUUCUCUAGUGCCUUACCCCAGGCUGCAGACCCUGAGCCCCACUAAGAGGCAGCAUUUGGCUUGCUUUCCCAGUGGAGCCCCCAAGUGUCCUGACUAGAAGCCUACACCAUAGCCCCAUUUCCAGAAGCCCCAGGGUACCGCCCCAACCUGCCUACAGGACAGCCAUUCCAGAUAGAUGGCCAGUGUCGGGAGCUGCUGACCUCUCAGGCUUUCAGCCACCCGUGGCAUUGAAUCAAUUCAGUCCUUGUAGAUAGAGGGAUUCGCCUCCCCCCUCCCCCUCUCUGUUUUUUUGGAGGUGGAUGCUGUAGCCAGAGCAGGCCAAGACUGGACCGUUCCCAGCCCCAUUGGGCUCCAGGGAAUGGCGGAACGUCAUCCACCCACAGCAUCAUGUAAUAGAUAUGUGGACUCCCACUAGGUGGCGCUCACCGCAGUUCUCAUGACUCCGGCAGGGAGCAAGCUCUUGUGAUAUGUGUGCGAGAAGGCUAGUAGUGGCCAUUACAGCCCCUGGCAGGCCAUGCUCUCACACCACACAGCACGGCGUGCGCUCACACACACACACACACACACACACACACACCUGGAAGCCGGAGUCCUCCUUGACCAAGACGCAGAGACAAUAUGGUCUCGGCCCCACUUGCUAGGACAGGAACUACAAGCAGGUGCCUGGCAAGGUUCUUGCUCCCUGUAAACACAGUCGAGGUCUCGGCUCUUGGGGGGGUGGGGGGGCGGAGAAGGGAACAUAAGGAAGCAGGAAGGUGCUGGGGCCGUGCCCUGCCACACAAAGGGGGCCUUCUGGGUCUGGAUCAUCUGCCCUUUCUAUCCCAUCGCCUUGCCUCUCCAUAGAGUGGCAGUCCUGGAUACUGGUAUCUAGAAGCGGGGUUCUGAACUGGGUUCAGCCAUAUGGACAUUGCUCAGGGUGUGCAGGGAACCAAGGCAGGAAGACCCAGACUGGUUAGGGAUGGAUGGGCACAAAAGCAGCAUCCCAACCCCCUCCCCUCCAGAGAUUUGAGAAGGGCAGUAGUGGGAAGGGCACCUGCCCUCAGAAAGACCCCUUCUCUCAAGCCCGGAGUUUCCCUGCAGGCACAAGGACAUGGGGUUUGGAGCUGGGGGACUCUUUAUUUUUUUGUAUUAUUGUGUUUUGUGCUACUGUAGUUUGGGUGUGGCACUAUUAUAAUUAAAAUAAAGUACUUAUACCAAG